CAUUUAUGCAAUUAGUUUUAUUAUUAGUCUACGUUUAAUACUUCUAAUUAGUGUCAAACAUCUAAUAUGACAUGGACUAAAAUUUAGUCCUUGGAUCCAAACACCACCAUAAGCAUCCAGUAGUAGACUACGGUGAUGAUAUCCACACUGCAAGUUCCAAGAAUCAAUCCUGCCAAGUGGUACACAAAACCAUAAAACCAACGUGCACGUUAAACGUUUUGUGUGUGUGAAACCCAGUUUCGUUUUUAUAAUCCCUCCUGGUGAGCAGCUGCACAUGCAAAAAUCAAAAUACAGUUGUCUCUGCUCUAUACUUGUACUACAACCCGGUCGGCCAGGCUAAGGGCACGUACAGCGGGUCUUUUUGCCCCGUCUCUGUGAUGUCUUUUAUGCAAAAAACCCCCCGGUUGAGUCAAGCGACGGGAGCUGCGUCCUCUCGCGAGGCGAUGGCGACGACCCGUGCUCCGAGGCGGAAGAGGCAAGCUCAGCACCGUUGUACGAGCUCGUCGUCCCGAGGCGACGGCGCGGCAGGAUCCCGCGCGGAGAGCGCGCGCGCGGGAAAUUUCCCCGCGAAAUCCAGGUAGGAAGAAGAAGGGAGGCACACCUGAGGCCUCGGAUGCGGCGGCGGCAGCCCCAGCUCGUUUGGAAAAGGCAUUCUACAAUUUAAUUACUUGACUCUAAAUUUUUUUGCAUCAUGCAGCAUUUUAUCCUAAUGAUAUUGAGGUUAUAUUCAACUUUUGAGAGAAAUAAAAAUCUGAUGGUUGUUUAUAUUAUGAAUUGAUUGUGGAUUGGAUGAAGCUAUCUCUAGAUGUUACUCUGUUUAUACUACCUGAUUAUUAAUGUCAGUAAUCCCUUCCUUUGUUAUAUGGUUACAGUAGUUAGCUAGAACCCUGUAACUGAAAUGAACUAGCUGCCAUGAGAUAAUUCGCAAAAGCGAGCCAAACUCAAAUGCAGAGAUUUAGUUAGCUAGAACCCUGUAACUGAAAUGAACUAGCUUGUUCAGUGAUACACUAUACUACUGAUAUGGAGUAUAUAUAAUCUAGGGAAAAAGAUGAGCAUAUUAGCCUUUUAUUGCAUUCCUUUUCUUUUUGUACUCUCUCUAUACAUAUAUGUCUCUAUACAUAUAUAAUCUAGGGAAAAAGAUGAGUAUAUAUAAUCUUUCAGCAGGUUCAGUGUAUGUCUCUAUACAUAUACUUUGAUGAGAAUCUGCAAAUGAUCAGAAAGGGGAAAUUUAGGAAAUAAAUUCAGAGCUUGAUCAUUGGAGGUAUAUACUGGGAGCUAAAUAUUGAUUUGAUUGUGGUCAUGGCUGGGAGGUAUACAUCCUGGUAGAUAUAUACAUCCUGUGAGGUCAGUUGGAAUGCCGAGAGGUCUCAUUCAGUUUCAGUUUCUGAAUUAAUGUGAAUGUGAUUUGUAAAUGCGAAUGUGCACUUCAGUUUCUGUUGGAAUGUGAAUGUGCAUGCUUCAGGUUCAGUUGUUGCAAUGUGAAUGUGCAUGCUUCAGUUUCAGUUUCUGUUGGAGUGCCGAGAGGACUAAUUUGCUUAUGUGAAUGUGAAUGUACCCUUCAGUUUCUUUCUGGAAUGUGAAUGUGCAUGCUUCAGUUACAGGCAUUAUGUAUAUGUGCUCCUUUAUUAUGUGAAUGCUUCAGUUAUGUGCAUGCCCGUUUCUGUGAAUGUGAACGUGAAUUCAAGCCUCAAUUUUAUACUAUAAAAUGGAACCAUCUACUCCUUUUCAUUAUGUAUAUGUGCUCCUUUCCACUACCGUACCCUCUACUCCUUUUCAUUCUGUAAAUGGAGCCGCAUGAAGAUGAUGACUUCCUAGAAGCCGACAAUUUUGAAGUGUUCACCGUAGAAGAGUUGCUGGCAGAGGAUGAGAUCAUCGAAGAGUUGCUAGCAGAAGAAUUCAAGGCUGCAGGUGAUGGAGAAGCUUCGUCCGUAUCUCGCCGUCGUCGACAGAGUGGACCAAGGAGGUACAUACCAAGAAAUCGAGAACGAGGUCAUGAUGAUCUUGUCGCUAAUUACUUUUCCGCAAAUCCUAUCUACACCGAUGAAAUGUUUCGUAGGAGAUUUAGGAUGAGACGGCCGUUGUUUCUGCGUAUCGUACAUGAACUUAGUGAGUGGUCUCCUUAUUUCACCCAACGAGUUGAUGCAACUGGUAGGAAUAGUCUUUCACCGCUUCAAAAGUGUAUAGCAGCUAUCAGGAUGUUAGGUUAUGGAACCGCGGCUGAUCAACUUGAUGAAGUCUUGAGGAUUGCUGCAAGCACUUGUUUGGAAUGUUUGGGAAAAUUUGCUGAAGGGGUGAUUGAAAAGUUUGGUGACGAAUAUCUACGCCUGCCAAGAGCCGAUGAAUUGGAAAAAAUCUUACAAGAAAAUGAGGCUCGUGGUUUUCCUGGAAUGUACGGAAGCAUCGAUUGUAUGCAUUGGCCAUGGAAGAAUUGUCCGAAAGGUUGGGCAGGCAUGUUCACUAGUGGUAACAAAGGCGUUCCUACUAUGAUUCUUGAAGCAGUGGCAACUAAAGAUCUUCGUAUAUGGCAUGCUUUUUUUGGUACUGCCGGGUCUCAGAAUGACAUAAACGUUCUAAACAAGUCGCCACUAUUUAUUCAAGCAAUAAAAGGGGAAGCUCCAACGGUACACUACAACGUAAACGGAACACAAUAUGACAUGGGUUACUAUCUUGCCGAUAGAAUAUAUCCAGAAUGGGCAGUAUUCGUGAAGACAGUGACGGCCCCUCAGUUGGCGGAAGACAAAUUAUUUGCAUUAAAGCAAGAAGGGGCGAGGAAAGAUGUCGAGUGCGCAUUUGGUGUGCUGCAAUCACGCUUUGAUAUUAUUCGUCGACCAGCAAGGUUAUGGAAGCAGGGGGACGUUAUCAACAUAAUGCAAGCUUGUGUUAUCCUUCACAAUAUGAUAGUGGAAGAUGAGAAGGAAGCAAUUAGAGAUGUCUUGGAUUUGAAUUAUAAUCCAAGUGCAACGAUAGUGCUCCCGCCUGAAGUGCAAAGAAGCGACAACCCAGAUGUCACGCCCAGAAAUUUAGCCCAAAUUUCCAGACUAUUUUGUGUAUUAAAUCCCUGUCCAGGACCAGCCAGGGUACACAAAACGACAAGUAAUAAACAGUUCCAAACGUAA
This is a messenger RNA of Oryza sativa Japonica Group (Japanese rice), 3116 nucleotides long. The record is from RefSeq and is a predicted model, not a curated record. Lineage: Eukaryota; Viridiplantae; Streptophyta; Magnoliopsida; Poales; Poaceae.